AUGGGGGGCCCCCCACGGGGGGCCCCCCCUUUCAGUACCCUCUCAAUCAGCUCAACAAAGCGGAAUGUGUUUGCUGCAGCAGCAGCACAUGAGGGGCCCCUGCAGCAGCAGCAGCAGCAGCAACAGCAACAGCAGCAACAGCAGCAGCAACAGCACCAGCAGCAGCAACAGCAGCAGCAGCAGCAGCAGCAGCAGUAUGGGGUCCCACGGCCAGCGCCGUUGCCUUGGGGGCGGCAUAAGCAGCUGCAGGCGAUGCAGCAGCAGCAGCAGCAGCAGCAGCAGGAGCAGCAGCUGCGAGAGAUGGUCCCUGAAUCAGCUGCAGCAGCAGCAGCAGCAGCAGGUAGCAGCAUGCAUGCGCUCUCUAGCGGAUAG
Molecule: messenger RNA, 372 nt
Organism: Eimeria mitis
Lineage: Eukaryota; Apicomplexa; Conoidasida; Eucoccidiorida; Eimeriidae
Exons: 2
Coding region: 1-372 (123 amino acids)
Source: RefSeq, a predicted model, not a curated record